Messenger RNA from Colletotrichum karsti, 939 nucleotides. RefSeq lists its product as uncharacterized. Bases 1 to 939 code for a protein of 312 amino acids. NCBI's taxonomy places the organism in Eukaryota, Fungi, Ascomycota, Sordariomycetes, Glomerellales, Glomerellaceae. The transcript is spliced from 2 exons. The record is from RefSeq and is a predicted model, not a curated record.
AUGGCCACUUUGCGCCUCGCUUCGACGCCCACAGGCGUUCGCGCCGCCGCCGCCGUCGCCGCAGCAUCAUCCCCGCUGACCUGGUCUUCCUGCGCAAUCCCAACGAGCGCCUCCCCGCAGACACCGAACGUCCCGAUACACCCUUCCGCCGUUGUAGCUUCCGCAGCAGCUGCUGCUGCGGUAGCCACAGCUACAGUGCCGGGCCCGGUUUCGUCACCGCCUCCGUUUGUUCUCGCGCGCGAGAGACCGAAGGAGAGUGAGCUUCCAAAGCGGUACUUCAACCCCUCCAACACAGCGUUCUCCGAGUCGGGUGGGAAGCCGAGUAAGAAUCCUGGCAAUGAGAACAACGCCUGCCUGGGGAAAACACUACGCAUCCUCCAAGACCACCUGCCGACAGUCCUUCAAUCACCUCUCCCCCAAGAGAUCCUCGCACCGAACAUCUCCCUGCACCUUUUCCCGACAACGCACCCGCAUCUUCCCACCGUCUCCGGCAGGGUAGCCUACACCGCCGCCCUCUGGAGCGCCCCGAUCGCCUGGAACAGACUGCCGUUAGUCGGCAACGUGCGGCUAUCCAUCAUCUCGGAGCGCGUCACGAAGCAUCCCCUGCACUUCGCCCCCUUGCGCGCUGGGGCUUUGCCUGAGCAGCUUGUUGUUAGGUGGUGUGCCGGCGGGAAGAAUGGCUCGAGCACGACACCGACAACCGAUGGCAAGGCGGCACGGAGGGAUGACGAUAAGGCUUUCACGGGGCUCUUCGUAUUCCAGUUCGACGCUGACGGGAGGAUAUUAAGUCAUACCAUCGAGACGGUGCAGGAGGGUGGUGAUUGGGAGAAAGGUGUGGGCGCCAAGGUUGUCGGCCUGACGGAUUGGUUGCUCGGCGGUAUGAGGAGGGGAGGAGACAGUCCUAGUCCCGCGUUCGAGGGGCUGGGUAAGAAGGACUAA